Messenger RNA from Galdieria sulphuraria, 694 nucleotides. Its product is annotated as zinc finger (C3HC4-type RING finger) family protein. Lineage: Eukaryota; Rhodophyta; Bangiophyceae; Galdieriales; Galdieriaceae. The transcript is spliced from 4 exons. Gene Ontology annotation, molecular function: zinc ion binding; ubiquitin-protein transferase activity. The record is from RefSeq and is a predicted model, not a curated record. The coding region runs from base 19 to 654 and encodes 211 amino acids.
CUACACCGGUUGGAAGUGAUGCUAGAAGAAGUGCCAAACCUGUCUUCUACAAGCAGAGCUACAAAGAACAGUUCAGGAGACUUAUCCGAUAAGAAAUCGAAGCAUUUUAGCUUUAUUCGAAAAGUUAAACAUAUUGGUAAGGAUCUAUUGCACGAUGAUAUAAGACGAGAGGAGCAUGAAACUUUUUUCAGCUUCCACAAGUCAAAGAGAAAUAUUUCUGGUCUUAUUGAUUGGGACGAGCGUGAAGAGCACCGUCAAGGGCAACCAGUACAAAGACCACCAGGACUAGACACUCAGCUUCGAGCAAGAAGACCCAGUGUCACAGAAAUGAAAGCAAAAGUGAGGGAAACUACGCGUUCGAAUUCCUUUGGAUAUGGUGUUGGUGGACCUAGUCCUCCAAAACCUCCACCACUGGUUGCAGACCGAACAGCUGUUGAUGACUUGAUUGAGGAGUCAAGUAAGGAAGAUUUCUGUCCAACGUGCUUGGAACCCUACGAUGCAGAGAAUCCCAAAAUUGUUGCAAAGUGCGGUCACAGCUAUCACUUGGCUUGCCUAUACGAAUGGUUGGAACGCAGUCCGUAUUGUCCCAUAUGUGCUGCGAGAAUGGAGUUUGCUGAAGAUACGUUGAAUGCCAUUCCUGAGGAGGAGACAUGAGAAUAACAAAAGCAUGUCUUAUAACUCAUGAAUAUGUUCU